This is a messenger RNA of Girardinichthys multiradiatus, 7600 nucleotides long. RefSeq names its product caM kinase-like vesicle-associated protein. Bases 357 to 1661 code for a protein of 434 amino acids. The record is from RefSeq and is a predicted model, not a curated record. Lineage: Eukaryota; Metazoa; Chordata; Actinopteri; Cyprinodontiformes; Goodeidae. Gene Ontology annotation, molecular function: calcium/calmodulin-dependent protein kinase activity; ATP binding; calmodulin binding. The transcript is spliced from 11 exons. Gene Ontology annotation, cellular component: intracellular anatomical structure. Gene Ontology annotation, biological process: peptidyl-serine phosphorylation.
AUGCUGAUUAUUUGGCAACAUUUAGCUUUUGAGUCUCAGUAAUCUUCCAUGUGUGCGAGCUUUCACAUCCAUUGGUGGCUGUGCGCUCUGGACCCUUCACAGCCUCCCUCUCCUCCCCCUCCUCUCCUCUCCUCGCCGCGCAGAGCUCGACGCGCACAAGCACAACAGAUGGUACAGUACUACAAGCUGCAGGAGCGCAAGAAUUUGGCUCAGAAGUACUUUUAUACCUCCAAACUUCGCCGGAACGUUUAGUAUCAGAGGAAUUGGCGGGAUUCUCCGUGGACAAACUCGACUUUCCGAGAGUCACUGGAUCCUGUGUUUAGAGGCGCAGUUCGCUGCCAAGGUCGGGUGUGGCCAUGCCAUUUGGCUGUUUAACAGUUGGGGAAAAGAAGGAAUACCACAAUCCUUCAGAUGUGACAGAUAGAUAUGACCUGGGCCAGACUGUUAAAUCGGAGGAGUUCUGUGAGAUUUUCAGGGCCAAGGAUAAAGCAACAAUGAAAAUGUACACGUGUAAAAAAUUCCUGAAAAAAGAUGGGAGAAAAGUCCGCAAGGCUGCCAAAAAUGAGAUCCUCAUUCUGAAGAUGGUGAAGCAUCCCAACAUCCUCCAACUGGUUGAUGUCUUCGAGACCAAAAAGGAGUACUUCCUCUUCCUUGAACUCGCAACAGGCAGAGAGGUGUUUGACUGGAUCCUGGAUCAAGGCUACUACUCAGAGCGAGACACCAGCAACGUGGUGCGUCAGGUGCUGGAGGCUGUGGCCUACCUCCACUCCCUGCACAUUGUCCACAGAAACCUGAAGCUGGAGAACUUGGUGUACUACAACCGUCUCAAGCAUUCCAAAAUCGUCAUCAGUGAUUUCCAUCUGGCAAAGCUGGAGAACGGUCUAAUCAAAGACCCCUGUGGGACACCAGAGUACUUGGCUCCUGAAGUGGUUGGAAGACAACGAUAUGGCAGGCCUGUGGACUGCUGGGCAAUAGGUGUCAUCAUGUACAUACUCCUGUCAGGCAACCCUCCUUUCUACGAUGAAACUGAUGAUGAUGAUUAUGAAAACCACGACAAGAACUUGUUUCGAAAAAUUCUUGCGGGUGAUUAUGAGUUUGACUCUCCUUACUGGGAUGAAAUCUCUGAUUCAGCUAAGAACCUGGUUGCUCGUUUGAUGGAGGUGGAUCAAGACCAGAGACUGACGGCCCAGGAAGCUAUAAACCAUGAAUGGAUCUCUGGUGGUGCAGCAUCAGAUAAGAACAUCAAGGAAAAUGUGUGUGCACAGAUAGAAAAGAAUUUUGCCAGAGCUAAAUGGAAGAAAGCUAUCCGAGUCACCACCAUCAUGAAGAGACUAAGAGCACCUGAGCAGAGCGAGUCGAGGUCCACCGUCCCUAUGGGGGGGGCGCCUGCAGACCCCUCCGCUCCCCUGGCUUCCACUGAUCCCUCAGCGCCUUCUUCUGCUGCCUUGCCCGAGGGCGCUCCUGGUGCUGCCACAGAGCUGCCCACUGGAGAGGAGAAGAGCCAACAGGGACCACCGGCCGAAUCAAUGGCAGCAGCCUCAGCCGGGGAGCCACAGCCGCCGAACCCGGAACCGCAGGUGGCCGAACCCACUUUGCGUUGCAACGGGGAAGCUUCUACUGCGCUUCACACAGCUGCUGAGGCAAUAGAUGAGCAGGGUUAAAGCUCCCCACGGUACCAGCCCGGUGUGAACUCUCAGUCUCACCGACUCCUGCACAAUGUACAUUAGCUGCUAGCAUGGUGACACUGACUCUGCUUACUUCACACUUGCAGCAUUAGAAUCAUCUCAUGAAGGCUGUGUGCUUACCUUUUGCUGAGUGCUGCCUUUCUUUUUUUCUAACAUGUAUAGCACUUUCACAUUUUGUUAAAUAAUCAAAUCUGUCUACUUAAAUUUGAGCUUUAGAGGUGAAAUAGAUCAGCUGUCAAGAUUUUGGCCCACAUCUAAAGCCUGCUCGCCUGCCAAUCGUAAUAAGAGUGUAAAUAAAUGUGCAACUUUGUAUUAAAAUUAUUUUGAUUGCUGUUUAAUCACCUGGAAAGAGAAAAUUGGAGAAAUGGUCCCACAGAGACCACCAUAGUGAUAGGUAAGAAAAGCUUCAAACACAUGGAGAAAGGUACAGUGCCUGGCGAAACAUUCAUACACCUUGAACCUUCCCAUAACCUUAUCAUCACAAACUUCAAUGCAUUUUAUUGGGAUUUUACUUGAUAGAUCAAUGUAACGUAGUGAAUAAUUGUGAUAUCGAAGGAAAUGAUUAUAGUUUUCAAAAUAUUUUAUGAACAAAUAUCAGAAAAUCUGCCCAUUAUUCUUUGCAGAAUUGCACAAGCUCAGGCAGACUGAAUAUUGUCUGUCAACAUCAAGUUUGGCAACCAAUCCUUAAUCGGAAUCAUGUCUGCACAUAAUUAUGGUUUGUUCUAAACUAUUCAUUCUAUUGCAACUUUGAUUAUGUUUAGGAUUGUUAUCCUGCUGGAAGUUUCAAGUCUUAUGCAGCCUUUAGCUGGUCUUCAUUAAGAAUUGUCCUGUAUUUAGCUUCAUCAAGCUUCCCAUUAACUCAGGGCAACUUCUACCUGCUGAGGAAAAGCAUUACCACUGCAUGAUGCUGCCACCACCAUGUGCAGAUGCUUUCCCAACUGUGAUAUGCAGUGUUAGUUUUGUGACCCCUACAGUGUUUUGCACGAAGUUCAAAGGCUUUAAUUUUUGUUUCUUCUGACCAGAGCACCUUGUUCCACAUGUUUGCCGUGCCAGCCUACAUGGCUUGUGGCAAACUUCAAACAUUACUUAUUUUGGUUUUCUUUAAUCAAUAGUUUUCUCAUUGCAACUCAGUAAAAAACAUAUUUAUAGAGACCACAUCUAUUGGUGGUCCUAAAUAUAUUCUCCCACCUGAACUGUGGAUCUGUGAAUCUUCGUCAGAGGUACCAUGGACCUCUGGCCACUAGUUUGAUUAAUGCCCUCCUUGUCCAACCUGUCUGUUUCUGUUUAGAUGGACCACCGUGUCUUGGUAGAUUUGCAGUCAAACUAUGCUAUUCCCAUGUUCAGAUGAUGGAUUGAACGGAGCUCCUUGAGAUGUUCAGUGCUUGAGAUGUUGUUUAAUAACCAAACCUUGCAUUGAACUUCUCCACUACUUUUCCCCUGACCGGCCUAUUGUGUUCCUUGGUCUUCGUGAUACUGUUUGUUCACUAAUUCUAACAACCUCUGAACAGCUGGAUUCAUAUUGUGAUUAAAUUACACACAGGUGGAUGGGUGACCUCUGAACGGGUUGCACUGCAUUUUAUUCAAGGAGAAUCAGAGUACAGGACAUUCAUUAAGGUUUUCCUUUUUGAUGUGUGAAGAAAACAUUAAAAACUACAUAAUUCCUUACCUUCAACUUUUGCUUUAUGUUGGUCUCAUCACAUAAAAUCCCAAUAAAAUACUGUAAGUUUGUGUUUGUAAUGGAAGAAAAUGUUCAAAGGGUGUGAAUACUUCCCGGUUCUGUACCUUCGAAUGACGCAGCUUCACACAUAAACACACAAACACUACGUUCCUUCGCUAAGUUGCCCAGGAAAGAAUCUCCUGGCUGUUAAAUGUAAAGAGCCUGUACAUAGAGACCUUUGUAGAAGUAGCUAAAAACAGCAUGCAUUUAUUCUCCAUGUACUCCCACUUAGUGGAAAAAGAUCCGUUGUCGCCAACUCUGUCUAAUCUUACGCUGUGCAGCACCACUGCCUCUUGCAAAGCCUUGUCCAUGCUGAAGCUCUUUUCUGAAGCAUACUAUAUUGCAUUACUGCUCUGCUCAUAGUGUCCAUGCUGUUACUGUAAGUCACAUGAGAACGUAAAUAGUUUUCAUUGCAUAGCAAUUCUAUGCAUCUAAAUUAUCAGUAGAUUUUUAAUUCUAAACAUGCCACAUUCUGACGCCUUUAAUAAGCUGAUAUCAGUUGUUUUCUUUUGCUAGAUCUCCACUUGCCUGCAUUUGCUUUCACUUGAUCCUGACAUUUGUGCUCUGAUGCUGUAUCAAAUACCACUCAUGUCUUAACAUUUGGCUGAAACUGUAAAAAGACAAGCAUUACCCAGCAAAUAUAAGAGAAGGAAAUAUGAGGGAGAGUUUUAUUUAAGAUUUUUUGUUAAGGUUUUUGUUCUGUUAUUUGUUUUGCCCUUUUUUUCUACAGCAUCAUCAAACUUAUGGUAGCCUUGGUAAAGAUGUGUAAGAAGCCUUAAAAUGAAUUUAUAUAUUUUUUGCUAAUUAUUUCACACCAGACAGUUUAGAAAAAACAACCUUUAAUUUACAUUUAUUUGGUUAGGCAUAGAAACCUCCUUCAGCAUUUAAAAAUAAUUGUUUUUCUUACAAAUUUACUAUUGCCACACCUUUUGGCAGUCCCACUGUUUAGACUUUCUACAACUCCAACUGAACAGCUCUGAUUCUUCUUAACAGAUCUUUGAUCAUCCCCUCGUCUGACCUCUUCUGCACAGUUCACCCAACACUGCUGUGUGCACUGUCAUGACUAUGGAAGAAGACUGUGUCUAGUGAACCAUUUCUGUGUUGAUUAGCCCAUAUGUUUUGGAACAUUCUCCUGAAAGAUCCCAGGAUGACCCGUUUUUCAGGUCUCUGGUAGAGGCCACCAGAUUUAUAUUUAAAAUCUCAUGGUAUUUCAAACAUCUCAUGGGGAUUUAAGAUUUAAAGGACUUGGCAAAUUUACUUUGAAAAUGUGCAAAGAAGAAUCUUCAUUGUUUGAUUGUUUUGUCAACGUAAUUACAAUCUGAUGCUACAAAGUAAAUCUUAUAAAUAAUAACCAAUUCCUCAGGAUUUCUUUUAGAUUCAGUCAAUAAAGCCCUUCCACAAUCCACCAAAUCUGUACUGAAAAGCAGUUAGUCGUGGUGAUGUUCUUAACAGGAAGAGGGGCCCCAAAUCAAAUUCUGCUUAAGGCCCUAUACUACAUUGGGCCAGCCUAAGUGGCAUUAGUCUCAUCUGCCCAAAGUCACUGUUUCCAGCUGAAGUCUGAGUGAUGAAUAGUGAACUCCACAUCCCUAUGUUUGUGAUGUUGAGACAGAAAAGGCUUUUUACCAACACUUUUACCAAACAACUGGUUGAAAUGUGGAUAGCAUUUAAUGUUGUAGUGAUGGAAAUUCUGGGUUUUUAAAAGUGCUCAUUGUUAUGCCUCGGCUCGCUUAUUAAGACUGUAUUUAAUAAGACCGUAUAUUAGGCUCCUAAGUUCCUCUCUAGUUUUUUAACAGAUGUCUGGGGAUUUUUUUUCACCUCCUUAACUAACAAUCAAUGAGGCCCCAAUGAUUUUUUUUUUAAAAUCAAUUGUAUUUUUUUGUAUUCUUUAAUGUAGGACAACCCCUACACACACAAGCACACACACUCACAGAAAGACACACACACUAAACAACUGCAGUUAAAUUGUUGACUGGAUUUUUCAUUUUUGUAUGAGAUUACAUCUUUACCAGGGGUGCUGAUAAAUGUGAAGGACACUGUGUUCAUUUAGUUGGUCUCAUUUUUAGUUUAUUUUUGAUGAACAGUAGUAAUAACCUAUCCUCUCCUGUCGCUGGUCCACUCAAGUGUUAAUAUUGUGCAACAGGUUCAGGUCUCUGUGAUCACACCACAUGGAAAAAUGGAGCAAUAUUUGACUGGCUGCAGAAACUGUGAUUCUUUGUGUCCUUUCGAUACAAUCCACAUGACCUUUAGCAGAAGUCUGUAGUCCUCGCCGACUGUCAGCGUCACAAACACACAGAGCCACUACCAUAAGGUUGAUGUCAAAUAACUGUGUGUCCAUGUGUGUGUAGGUGGCUGUGUGGGUGGCCUGUUCUGACACACAUGGAAAAUGUAUUUGUUUUUUAUGAACAGGCCCCAGAAAGAGAGCAGCUUCUGUCUCAGUGCAAUUAUCAGAUAUCCUAAUUAAUUUCUAACAGGUCAUCAUAUACACACAGUCACAUUGAUUGUUAAAAGUGUACAUACAUCUGAAUUUUGAUGACAAUGUACAUUUUAAAAGAAACAGUCUACUGUACUUAUUAGAUUUUGUGAUAGAUACCUAAAUUACAGUUUAUUUAAUAACACAGCUUUUUGAAAUUGUAUUACAUUUGGUCACAGCACAAGUUACUCACAUUAUAUCACUGUGUUACUGCUAUAACAGUUUCUUGUUAACAUUUUCAAAUCCCUGAAGCUUUUCUACUUUUUUCACUUUACAACCAAAACUUUCAUCGUGUUUUAUUGGGAUUUUAUGUGACAGGCCAACACAAAGUGAAGAAUCACUCUGAAGUUGCAGAGAAAUGAUAUGUGGCUCUCAACAUUUUUUUACAAAUUAAAAUCUGAGUUUGUUAUGCAUUUGUGUUCACCCCACCCAGAGUCAACACUUCAUAGAAUAAAACAUAGCUUUUACUGUUGGAUUUUUGUUUCUGGUAUGUCUCUACCAGCUUUGUACAAGAGUAAAAUUUUUUACCCAUUCUUCUUUGCAAAAUAGCUCAGCCUCAGACAUAUUAGAUGGACUUUCUGAGAACAGCAUUUUUUAAGUCUUGCCACAGAUUCCCAAUUGAAUUUAGGUCUGGACUUCGACUAGGACCUUUUAACACAUGAAUGCUCAAUGAACUAUUCUAUUGUAGCUCUGCUUGUAUGUUUAGGGUUGUUGUCCAGCUACAUUCAUUCUCCCUAUUAGCCCUGACCAGCUUCCCUGUACCGGUUAAAGAAAGGCACCCCUACACCAUCUGACACAUUCUUCCUAAUGUGUGCUCGGUCUCCUACAUGGCUUUUGACAAAUUUGAAAUAGGAAUAUCUAUAGCUUUUUUUUAAACAAUGGUUUUCUUCUUUCCAUACUUCGACAAAGGUCAGAUAUGUGGACUGCUCUUCUAAAAGUUGCUAUAUAAACAGUUUCUUCCACUUGAGCUGUGAAUCUCUGCAGCUCCUCCAAAAUCACAAUGGGCCCUUUGGCUGCUUCUCUGAUUAAAGGUCUCCUUGCCAGGCCUGUCGGUUUAGGUGGGCAGCCAUGUAUUCGUAAGUUGGGAGUCAUGCCAUACACAUCUUCGGAAGAUGAUUUGAACAAAGCUCUGUGAGAUGUUCAAAGCCUAAUUAUUAAGAUGUUGUUUUAUGACCUAUCCCGGCUUUUAACGUCUCCACAGUUUUUUCUCCUGUCCGCUGGUCUUCACAAUACUGAUUGUAAAAUGUUUUCUCACAAACGUCUGAGGCCUUCAGAGAACAUUGUAUUACACUUUACAACUGUGUUGCUCUACCACAUUAUAAACCCAACAAGAUAGACUGAGUUUUGAGGCUGUAAUUUGACAAAAUAGUAGAAAGUUCUCAGGGUGGGAAUACUUUUACAAGGUGCUGUGAAUAAUUAUUUAGAUUUUAAGAAAAGGCUUAUUCAGAAUAUAUCAGAUAAAUAUCUCUGAUUACAUAAUUUUAUGGUCGAAUGUGUUUGAUGUUGAGUAAACACUGUUAUUAUCUGAAGCACUGAUUUUUCCCAAGGCAUUUCUCUCUGUAUUUCUCUGUUCAUUUUGCCACGCUCCCACAGACUUUUGUGUUCAUGUGAUGUUUGCCAGGAACAGUGGUCACCCGCCGCUCCCGUCCUGCGUUUUUGUAAGCUUUGUAAUGUACUCCUUGACUGACUUGAUGACUUUAACAGUAAUAAAAAUUGAUUUCAUGUCUU